CCCCACAUCUGCGUAGGCACCCGGGUUUCGCAUCAUUGCUAUCUCAAACUUGAGAAAUAGAAAGCCCCUCCCCAACUUUAGACUUUUUUUGCCCUCCUGGUAUUUUGGGGAUAUUCCUUGUUGCCAUUCCGUUGAUCCUCGUAUUCAAUGGCCAACGAAAAUGUCGGCCCCUCCCAGGAUGCUGAUCAAUUUUCUGGUGGUCGCCCGGGGCUUCAUCAUCCGCGACCAAUUCGUUAUGCUUCUACACCUUCAUAUGAGAGUCCACGGAGGCAUCAUCGCCGGAACCCGAUAGCUAGACGUCCAGUCAAGGAAACGCUGAAUGCUCGAUCUGAAUAUACUACUAGCCAGGAUGAUGGGACCGCUGAGCAUAGAAUCAACCAAUAUGUGAUCAAACAAGAGAUUGGUAGAGGUUCUUUUGGAGCCGUGCAUCUUGCUAUUGAUCAGUUUGGAAACGAAUACGCUGUCAAGGAAUUCUCCAAGGCACGGCUAAGGAAGCGCGCCCAGUCUCACUUGUUACGCAGGCCUCGGGGUCCUAAACGCCCGUCAGAUGGCUUCAAUUCUCCACUUCACCGUCGUUCACUGGAAGAUGCAGAUCAGAAAGGCAACGCUCUUUACCUUAUCAAAGAAGAAAUAGCUAUCAUGAAGAAACUACAUCAUCACAAUUUGGUGUCUUUGACUGAGGUCUUGGAUGAUCCGACGGAGGAUUCUCUAUACAUGGUCAUGGAGAUGUGUAAGAAAGGGGUAGUUAUGAAAGUUGGACUUGAAGAAAGAGCCGACCCCUACGAUGACGAACUCUGCCGCUGUUGGUUUCGCGAUCUUAUCUUGGGAAUAGAAUAUCUGCACGCCCAGGGCAUUGUACAUCGUGAUAUCAAACCGGAUAACUGCCUCAUAACGAGCGACGACGUUCUCAAGGUAGUGGACUUUGGAGUGUCGGAGAUGUUUGAGAAAGACUCAGACAUGUUCACGGCAAAAUCAGCUGGUUCACCUGCUUUCCUUCCGCCAGAGCUGUGCGUUGUCAAACACGGAGAUGUCUCGGGAAAAGCAGCCGACAUAUGGUCUAUGGGAGUUACAUUGUACUGUCUGCGGUACGGCAGAUUGCCCUUCGAGAAGCAGAGCAUUUUUGAGCUCUACGAGGCCAUCAAGACUGACCCAGUGGUAUGCGAGGGAGAAAACGACGAAAACUUCAAGGACUUGAUGUCGCGAAUUCUAGAGAAAGAUCCGACUAAAAGGAUACAAAUGAGUGAAUUGCGAGAGCACCCCUGGGUGACAAGGAGCGGUCUGGACCCUCUAUUGCCAGAGAGCGAGAAUACAGCGGAAAUCAUUGGGCUUCCGACCGAAGAGGAAAUGAAUUCAGCUAUCACAAAGACUAUCGGUCAUGUCCUAGCUGUAAUGAAAGCUGUGAAGAAUUUUAAGAGAUUGAUUGACCCUUCUAAGGUAGAUCAGCCUAUGCAGAGUAUUCUUGGGCAGGAGUAUGAGACGCACUUUGUUCAACCUCCCCUUGAGAUGGACCCAGAAGAAAGUUUCGCAGCUGAGAAUGUUCCACAUCCCAACAAAAGCCAGAGCUUGAACACAUACAAUAGAAGUGCCCGGCAACGCGAUGAUGUUCUCAAAGGGUAUCAUUUGCAUCACGAAGAACCACUUUCGCAGCCAUUAGACAACACUGGCUCCAAUAUCUCUGGGAAGCAAGAUCUUGUGACACACAGCAGCAGUAAGCAUACUGCAAGCAUUAGACCCGAGAGAAGAGACUCGGGAUUCAUACGUAGCGGCAAACUACUCAGAGAAUCUGUCGAUGACCCACAAACGAUAAACACGCCCGGGUCUUCAUCACCUCAAGUGCCACUGUCGCGGACUAGUUCUGUUCUUACCAAACGCAGCAUUGAGGGAACGCGAGGACAUGCACGGGAUCCAUUGGAAGAAGAGUUCCCGUUCUUAUGUAUUGGACCUUCUACUUAUACCGGCUCACCUCCCACGGAUACUGGUGACUCCAGCAUGGAUUACAUCUUUGAUGAACCGGAUACCUUGUUAUCUGCCGAGCCUUCUGAAAUUGACCGGUACCCUAUUGUGAGCGAAUCACCAGGUGCAGCUGAAUUUGAUAUCUACGAGACCGCCUAUCGGCAGGAAAUUGAGCGUAUCCGAGCCCGCAGUCUCCCUCGUCAGGGUACUACGCCAAAGGUGUAUUUAACUCGUCGCGUGGAUGGAAAAGAUGAUGUGAUGAAACUAGUAGAAGAAAAAAUCCCCGGAACUGUUCCAGAUAUUGGCAGAAGACUUGCAAAACCAUCGAGUCCGAGUCUAACUUCCGCCGUGAGCGCUAUACGAGCUCAAUUGGAGCUUAAGAGGCAGCAACAGAGGCAUGACAUAGCGGCUAUAACCCCCGAGAAUCAAGAAUAGCCCCUGGUCAUUUGGCUGCCCGCUUCAUUAACAACGCCCAUAAAACAUUAUCGCAUACUUAGAUACUUUCAACUGGCCCCGAGGCUCCCUUAUUAGAGCACCCCUAUACAAGUUAGUCUUUAUCUAAUAGUUACGAAAACAGGUCCUUGAAGCACAGUGAACCUCCGUUGUAAGAAUUGAACGGUUCACGGGGCCCUUUUCAGACGGAAGGGGAAAUCUCAAUGCGGCUGUUUCCCCACCCUAAACCCCAUUCCCCUCUGAUAUUUGCAUAUUGGUGAAUAUGUAUUGCUACAUAUUUUCUAGUGAUAACAGAUGUACGUCUGUGCCAUACGCACUUGUUACAUUGAAGGGUGGUCUUAAGACGCAAAGUUUCGGUCGGUGCCUUUGGAGUCACUCAACUAUGACUGUGGUUGUGCAGCCCACAAUGCCAUGCAAUGUGUAUACAAUAUGUAUGGUCAUGCACUAUUUACCUGUAGAUAUGGAAUGAGUAUCUUCUCAACCUAUAAGACGCCAAAUCUGUACGUAUAUAGGCCUAUAUCAUCG
This is a messenger RNA of Aspergillus alliaceus, 2931 nucleotides long. Its product is annotated as putative calcium/calmodulin dependent protein kinase. NCBI's taxonomy places the organism in Eukaryota, Fungi, Ascomycota, Eurotiomycetes, Eurotiales, Aspergillaceae. Bases 148 to 2388 code for a protein of 746 amino acids. The transcript is spliced from 6 exons. Gene Ontology annotation, cellular component: cytoplasm. Gene Ontology annotation, biological process: intracellular signal transduction; protein phosphorylation. The record is from RefSeq and is a predicted model, not a curated record. Gene Ontology annotation, molecular function: protein serine/threonine kinase activity; ATP binding.